Molecule: messenger RNA, 2245 nt
Organism: Trematomus bernacchii (emerald rockcod)
Lineage: Eukaryota; Metazoa; Chordata; Actinopteri; Perciformes; Nototheniidae
Product: sodium- and chloride-dependent betaine transporter-like
Exons: 14
Coding region: 51-1808 (585 amino acids)
Biological process (GO): sodium ion transmembrane transport
Cellular component (GO): membrane
Source: RefSeq, a predicted model, not a curated record
GCUGUGUGCUGCAGUAGCCUACUGAGCAGAGGACUGAAAGAGGAACACAAAUGGAGAACAAAGUGGAAAAGAGGGAACAGUGGACGAGGAAAAGGGAAUAUAUUCUGGCAGCAGCAGGCAAUGUGGUGGGCCUGGGCAAUGUGUGGAGAUUCCCCUACCUAUGCUAUAAGAACGGAGGAGGUGCCUUUCUGGUGCCGUAUUGUUUCUUUGCCCUGCUGUGUGGCGUGCCGCUUUACCUGAUGGAGACCGCGAUUGGUCAGUACACACAAGAGGGCUCCAUGACCUGCUGGAGCAAGCUCUGCCCCCUGGCACAGGGUACUGGCUAUUCUUAUAUAGUGAUCCAACUUUAUUCCCGAGUCUACACCAUUAUCCUGGCUUGGGCCCUCCUCUACCUCAUCUAUUGCUUCAGAGACCCUCUGCCCUGGGCCACCUGCAACAAUCCCUGUAACACAGACAGAUGUGUGGACCUCACCUCCUUAAAUUCUACUCAAACACACAGAGGCAACCAGUCAGUAAACUGGACAUCUGGAAAUCUCACCAAGUCUUCAGUCUCUGAGUUCUGGGAGAGAGGCGUGUUGUCUAUGUCUGGGGGAAUAGAGGAGUUGGGUGGAGUGCAGUGGGAGGUGCUGCUGUGUCUCCUGGCUGUCUGGGUCGUUUGCUACUUCUGCGUUUGGAAAGGGGUCCGUUCCACAGGGAAGGUGGUGUAUUUCACGGCUGUGUUCCCCUAUGUGAUGCUGGCCAUCUUGCUGGUCAGGGGGUUGACGCUGCCGGGGGCCUGGCAGGGUGUGGUCUACUACCUGUAUCCAGAUCCUUCUCGCCUGGCGGACCUUCAGGUGUGGAUGGAGGCUUGUGCCCAGGUCCUCUUCUCCUAUGGUGUCGCAUCAGGAACCCAUAUCACAUUGAGCAGCUACAACAAAGUCACAAACAACUGUUACAGGGACAGUGUGUGGUUAUGUGUGCUCAAUAGUUGCACCAGCUUAGUUUCCGGGUUUGCAGUCUUCUCAUGUCUCGGAUUCAUGGCCGAAAAACAGGGCAUUCCCAUCGAAAAGGUCGUCACAUCAGGCCCGGGGCUAGCAUUCAUCGCUUUUCCUCAGGCUGUUGCCAUGAUGCCCGUGCCUCAGCUGUGGGCCGCCUGCUUCUUCAUUAUGCUCAUUCUGUUGGGACUGGACACUGUGUUUGCAGGUUUGGAAACGUUAACAUCAUCAAUGAUUGACAUGUUCCCUGGACAGAUGCGCAGACCUUGGCGCAGAGAAAUUCUCCUCGUAGUCUUCAGCUCUUUCACCUUCCUGUUACAGAUCACUCUCACCACACAGGGAGGAGUAUACCAGUUCGAGCUGAUUGAUUACUAUGGUGCCAAUGGGAUAUGUGUGCUAUUUGUGUCUUUGGUCCAGUGUGUGGCUGUUGGCUGGGCCUUCGGGGCUGAGAGGAUAUGUGAUGCACUUGAAGACAAGACGGGACAGAGGCCGGGGGUCUUCUACACUGUGUGCUGGCGUUACGUCACCCCUCUGAUCUGCACUGUUUGCUUCAUCGGCUUCUUUCUGGAUUUCCAGCCUCUGAAAACAAGCGACGGCUCUGUGUACCCAAACUGGGCCUACAACCUGGGCUGGGCCAUAGCCAUCUCCUCUGUGGUCACAAUACCCAUCUGGGCUGUCAGCAAGAUCUACUUCACAGAGGGCUCUUUCAGACAACGUCUGUUGGUGCUGUGGCGUCCUGUUAGUGAUCCUGUUGGUCCCAAAACAAAAGAAGAACGUUCCCUGAAUGAGACAGAAAUGAAGUCGUUGUCCGCCCCUUUCCCUGACAUGUUAUGAGUCAAUAUAGUAUGCAGGGGCGGACUGGGACUACAAAUCAGCCCGGGACUCUCGACCGGCCCACUUCGGUACCGCCGGCCCACCUCGGUACCGCAAGUAAAUACCGUUAGUAAAUUGUCGACAGGGGGACGGACGGGGGACGGGGGUGCUAGUGACUUAUCCGACCGGCCCACAUUGUCCGACUGGCACACUUCAGUACCGGCCCUGAUAGUAUGUAUCGAUGAUGCAUGUCUGUUAAAGAAGACAACAUUUGAGUCUCUUAAGUCAUCAUGUGGAGUUUACAUUCACUCUUUCAUAGCAAAAUACAUAGUUUGUAUUUUGAUGCCUAUUAAACGUGUCCAUUUACUAACCUCAUAAGAUUUUUUUCCUGCCCACUGCAAUAACUCUGUACAAUAAAUCACCUCUGGCUGGAAGAGAACUCUCUGCUCCAUAGUUUC